This is a messenger RNA of Quercus lobata, 631 nucleotides long. Its product is annotated as 3-hydroxyisobutyryl-CoA hydrolase 1-like. The record is from RefSeq and is a predicted model, not a curated record. Lineage: Eukaryota; Viridiplantae; Streptophyta; Magnoliopsida; Fagales; Fagaceae. Gene Ontology annotation, molecular function: 3-hydroxyisobutyryl-CoA hydrolase activity. The coding region runs from base 63 to 629 and encodes 188 amino acids. The transcript has 7 exons. Gene Ontology annotation, biological process: L-valine catabolic process.
AAAAAAAGAAAUUGAAAAGUGGAAAUAAUUAUAUAGUCCAAUAGCACAAAUUAGGAAUAAACAUGAGAUUGUCUUUGUUGGAAGAAGCACUGUGCAAGGUAGAUUCAAGUGAUCCAGCCAUAAUCUCCGCAGUUAUCAAUGAGUACUCAAAGCAACCUUAUAUGAAAGAGAAAAGUGCAUAUCACAGAUUGAAGGUCAUUGAUAGGUGCUUUAAUCGAAGAGCAGUGGAAGAAAUUAUAUCUGCCCUUGAGAGAGAGGCCUUGAAUAAGAAGGAUGAUUGGGUCUCUGAAACAAUCCAGUCACUGAAGAGAGCAUCACCAACAAGCCUUAAAAUUUCUCUGAGAUCGAUUAGACAAGGACGGCUCCAAGGUGUUGGUCAAUGUCUUGUUCGUGAGUAUAGAAUUGCUUCUCAUGUAAUGCAAGGAAAACUCAGCAGGGAUUUCUUUGAGGGCUUCAGAGCUAUACUAUUGGAUAAGGAUAAGAACCCAAAGUGGGAGCCCUCUAAAUUGGAGCUUGUUAGUGACGAUAUGGUUGACUCAUACUUCUCUAUGAUGGAUGAUGAAGGCUGGGAAGAUCUAAAGCUCCCUGCGAGAUCUAAUUUGCCUGCAUAUGCCAUUGCAAAGCUUUAAUG